Molecule: messenger RNA, 7644 nt
Organism: Stegostoma tigrinum
Lineage: Eukaryota; Metazoa; Chordata; Chondrichthyes; Orectolobiformes; Stegostomatidae
Gene: edc3
Product: enhancer of mRNA decapping 3 homolog (S. cerevisiae)
Exons: 7
Coding region: 127-1644 (505 amino acids)
Biological process (GO): P-body assembly; deadenylation-independent decapping of nuclear-transcribed mRNA
Cellular component (GO): P-body
Molecular function (GO): mRNA binding
Source: RefSeq, a predicted model, not a curated record
CAGGCGCAGAAGUGGGACUGGCGAUGGCGGAGUGGUGUGUCUGCCGUCGUUGCUGAAUCUUAGUGACUCGCUGGCCAGCUCAUUUUCACAUCGUCCCUUCUUUAGAUACGACUUAUGCUGUAGAGGAUGGCUGUAAAUUGGAUUGGGAGCCUUGUUUCUAUUAACUGUGGUGAGACGCUUGGAGUGUAUCAGGGAAAAAUUUCUGCAGUGGAUCAAGCCAGUCAGACAAUUUCUCUAACACAGCCAUUCCGCAAUGGAGUGAAAUGUUCCGUUCCCGAGUUAACAUUUAGUGCAAUUGAUAUCAAGGACCUGAAAAUAUUAGACAUCCCACAUACACAGAUGAACACAGGCUUGAUUCAGCCAUCUGUGAUCACGACCACCAGCUUGUCACAUGGUACUUACUCCUCUCCGAAUGGUGCCGGCAAAGGUAUAAAGAAACUAAACACUUCAGGAAGUGCCCCACAAACAAUUCCACGUCGUACGGAACCCAAGGUUCAGGACUUCGUCACAUCACCCCAACAGUAUUCUAAGAGUUAUGUGGACCGUCAUAUUGAUUCAGCCCUUACUCCGUCUAAAGCGUUUCGUCGGAGGCAUAAUUCCUGGUCCUCAAGCAGCAAGAUUCCAAAUCAAGCCACGCCAAAGAAAAAUGGAAUAAAGAAUGGACCAAUGAAAAAUAAAGACGAUGAGUGUUUUGGGGAUGGAAUUGAAGUAUUCCUUGACACUGACUUUGAUUUUGAAGGCAACCUAGCGCUCUUUGACAAAGCAGCAGUCUUUGAAGAGAUAGACACUUUUGAAAGGAGGAAUGGAACACGGUCCCGAGGAACUCCAAAUGAGAAGCCGACAAGAUACCGCCAUGAUGAGAAUAUUCUGGAGUCUGAGCCUAUUGUCUACAGGCAAAUCACAGUGCCACAGCAUAGUGGCAAAGAAUAUUGCACUGAUUCAGGACUCGUUGUCCCCAGUAUUUCUUACGACUUGCACAAGAAGUUGCUGGCUACUGCUGAAAGGCAUGGUCUGUCACUAGAGCGCAGACUGGAAAUGACUGGAGUGUGUGCCAGCCAAAUGACUCUAACACUGCUUGGGGGACCUAACAGGUUAAACCCCAAGAAUGUUCACCAGCGUCCAACUGUCGCCUUGUUAUGUGGACCACACGUGAAGGGCGCUCAGGGGAUCAGCUGUGGUCGCCACCUUGCCAACCACCAGGUACAGAUUAUCCUGUUCUUGCCUAACUUUGUGAAGAUGCUGGAGUGCAUCACCACAGAACUGCAACUCUUUAGCAAGACAGAAGGGAAACAGGUGGCCAGUGUGAAAGACUUGCCAGAUACUCCUGUUGACUUGGUGAUCAAUUGUCUUGACUGUCACGAGAACCCGUUUCUUCGCGAGCAGCCAUGGUACAGAGCAGCUGUUGAAUGGGCCAACCAAAAUCGAGCUCCAGUGUUGAGUAUCGACCCGCCUGUGGGUGAAUUGGAGCAUGUCAUUGAUGCCAAGUGGUCUCUAGCUGUCGGCCUACCUUUGCCACUGGGGGAAAGUGCAGGGCGGGUGUAUCUCUGUGAUAUUGGGAUACCAAAGAAGGUUUUCCAGGAAGUGGGAAUCUCCUAUCACUCACCUUUUGGUUGCAAGUUUGUCAUACCUUUGCAUUGUGCGUAGUGGUGGCUUAAUGCCGGAGAGGAAAACCUUGCAGGCCAUAGAACAGCUCAGCAAACUGGAGAAGAAUAUAGAAGUGUUACAAGCCUUAAUGUACAGCUGACUUGGAUUUCAAUAAUAUAGUGGCAGGAGAUCGUUUAUGAAACUGAGCAAGCAUCACGUGUCCUGUUGCGAUUGGUGCCGUACCAGGAUCCGCUAAAGGAUGACAGCACCAAAGGUUACUACCGAUUUGCAUUUUUGCCUUGUCCCUGCGCAAAUUACUGUGCCUUUGCUGUGAAGGCUGUGCAUGGUAUUGUUGCAUUCAAGACAUUUUUAUAGGCAGGGUUGAAAUGGGCACCCUCCCAUGAAUGAGUUUGCUGUGUUUAAUAUUCUUACUGUUCAACCAGUUUCUUUUUUGAAGGGAUGGAAACUGCUGAGGGGAACUUUUGAAGUAGGAAGAUGUUCAUUAAGAAAUGCAGUAAUUAUCACACUUGUGGUUUCCUUCAAAUUCUAUGCACCGUUUAGCAAUGAUCACUGUUGGGGUUUUAUUGCCACGAGCAGAUGGCGCAGGACAAGCUUUCAAACCUUGUGGUUUUUAUGAAGCUAAAAUGUGUUUAUUUGUGGUGAAACAUGAUACUUGUAGAAUAUCAAAAUGCCUGUAGUUUUGAUCUUUAACAUGCACUAACAGCGCCCCCUCGUGCAGCCAAAGCUUAAAAUCAGCUCCUGUAGUGAGGCGUUUUGGGUGGAUAAAAAAGAGCCUUUAGUUAUUUCUGCCUUCCUGAACUUAAUGGCUGAUGGAUGCUUGGAGUUCUGACAGUUUCAGUAGUUCCCAUUGACACAGCUCACACCUCCACUUCACAUCAAAAAAGCAUAAAUACAAGAGUGUCAAUCAUUGCGUCAGCUCCAUUUUGCCAAUGAUCGGUUCAAAUUUCUAUUUAAUAUGGUACUGUUUUGAAUGGAAUGGACUGCCAUGUCUUGCAUUGAGCAAGGUGCAUGCCUUGUUAAUGUUGAUUCUUAGAUGGGUCCACUGCACUGAAUAUAUCUUAUAUUGUUAAGUGUCAAUUUCUUUAACCUACCAGUUGAAGGAAUAGGAUAAGUGGGAGUUCCUGAUUCAUUUGCCCAGCUCAUUAUUUAAAAUAAUUUAAUGUACAUGCACAACAAUUGGGGACCAUGAGAUCAGUAAACUUUUUUAAUUUUAAAGCCAAUAGUGAAUUUGGCACUUCCAGCACCUGGGUUUUUGUAUUCCUGGAAAAGGCACUGGGUAAAGCCCUACUGAGAAAUUCAACUGCUAGGAAGAAGUGAGAUUGUGGAAAAGGAGUGUCAAUAUUGAAUUGAACUUUUGGCUGUACCUCUGUGGAUAAGCUCGGAAUUGAACUCCAAAAGUUUUUACUUGGGUAUGCAGCGAGUUGGAGGCAGCUGAAUGAGAAUACCCUUUUCCUUGUGCUCCAGAUGUGUCUCAGUAUUUCUAAUUGCUUUUUAAUGCAUGACCGGAGUAGUAUAGAAAACAUAUUUUCUGGUAUCAUAGAUAAGCAUUUGAAGUAAGAUCACCAAAGUAGGGUGGGAGUUUUACUUGCGUUAUUUUCGCUAAUGUUUAAAAAAAAUGGUACAGAUAUUAACUGUCCCCGACCCUCAAGUUUAGUUGGUUAUAUCAUGUUCCAUUCUUUUCUAUGACAACAGGCAAAGUUGUUAUCAUUAUUUUAGACUUGGCUACCAUUUGGUUUUCCACUGUGACCAGAAUUGCUCAGUGAGAAAAUGUCUGAGGUUCCAAUUGAAUUUUGUAUCUGUUGUGUGUGUAAAUUCUUUGUUCUUCAGCUCCCAGUAUUUCAUUCCCCAUCUUGUUUUUUGCUUGGACAAUCUUAUUUGAUCACUGGAAAGCACGGGAGUUGGAGAAAGGACAGUAAUUGUAGAGAACACAGUUUGCUCAUUCCCAUCGAUUGGAGAUCAGAAAUGCAGUUUCUUGACUGGAGCAGGAUCACCUGUGGCCUAAAUUCUUUCGAGACAGAAAAUCAAUGCAGCUUUAUUACAGACCUUAUUCUGGUAAAGAGAAAAUUAGAAUGUUUCCUUGAAGAUGCUCCUUUAGUCUUCCCUCUGCAGUGUUGUUCAUUCUCAGAGUGUUGAUAACAAUGCCUUUAUGACUGUUCUCAGAGGCUGAUUUGAUUUGCAAGUAUUUAUCUUCAACUGCAAUUCAAAUUCCACUGAAGCCUCUGAAGCUGCUCCCUGUUGUGCGUGACAGAUCUUUGUGCUUUAAUAUUUGGCCAGAGUUUUGGUAGAAUAAAGACAAAAAUUACUUUUUGUGCAACUGGGAAGAGUGUGGUUGCCUACACAAUGUGACGGUACUUCAAGCCAGUUUAAUUCUUUAACGGAAUAUACAGCCUUGCAUGCUUCCCUCUGCUUUAAACAACAGUGGUCAGUAGAAUUUGUUCAGUAGCUUGAAUCAAGCCUUUGCAAAGAAUUAAGCUAAUUUUAUGGUUUUUUUGUUUCCCUGAUGUACUUCUGGUUUCAUUUUGGGAGGAGGGCUGUUUUUGCUCAAGUAGUAAAUAUAGAUGACCUGCUUUUGAAGUCAAAAGAUUCUGAUGCUGGGCAUCACUGGACAUGGGUCAACACAGGACCCUUGCUGUGAUUGCUUUGGUAAAACGAAUGAUUCAGUUGGCUUCAGUGAUAGUUAGCUCUCCAGUUCAAAUCUGAUGAAACAUCAGCAAUAUACCCAUUUCUCAGGGCCUCCAAUUCUUUGCGACUGAAGUGUUUAGGUUUAAUGAUUAACAUUUGCUUGCUGUUGUGACAUUGUUAUUUGAGCUUUGAGUUGAACAGUAGAGAUUUCUUUCAGGCCGCAGCAGUCUCACCUAUGCAGUCACUGCACAAUAUUAUGACUGCGGUGUUUAAAAGCACAAAACAUUUGUGCGUAAUUUUCAUUGACAAAAGAAUGUAGAUAAGCUUUACUUACAAAGGACGUUUCCAUAAAUGUAAGGAAGUGAAUUUAUCACUUGUAAAACUGGGCACAAACUGAGUGAGAACAUACAUGCCAGGUUUGCACAAUGCAUCGGCAUUUGAAUAUCUGAACCAAACUACCACAAUAGUGCUAGAGGUGUGCUUUCAAUACAGCAAAUAUAUAUGGUAUUUCUGGAAAGCAGUGUCUGCAUGUAAGUGUUUUGCCACUCAGACUUUGAGCAUUGGCUGUCUUUGCCAAGACGAUUUCUGUUUUUUAAGCCAAAUAACAUGUUUUGUUAAAACUGUUUAAUUUUCUCUAGUGAUUCCCACAGGCUACAAAAAUAGACUGUACGACAUGGCAGUGACUAUAACCAAACUUUGGGCGGUGAUGGAGUGUCACCCUCUGAAAAUGUAAGCCAGGUCUGUCACAUUAUUUCAAGAAGUCCUCCAACAACAUUGAGCCCUCAAUACCCUGAGCUGAUUGUUCAUGGCAGACAAGCAAAAUCCACACAUCCUGGUGCUUUUGUUCCAGGCAGAUAGAAAACAUGGGCCUUUCUCCAAUGUAUACCACCCUAUGGUUUUAACUAAUUCUCUGGUCUAAUGCCACAGCACUGCAUUUCCUUUCUUCCCUGUUCCAGAUGAACAUAAUGGGCCUGUAUACGGACAAAAUUGUGUUUUUCUUUCUCUUGGACACGUGUUUUAAUAAGUCCCUGCGGUGGAGAUCCUUGCAAAAAGAGAGGAAGAACACAACCCUGGAUUAUUUUUUGCUUAUUUAACAAAAUAAUAAAUCUGGCAAGCAGAAUAGAAUUUGGGAAUCCUCAACCUUUCAGGUCAUUUUGUGUUAUGACAGCACUGACUUGAGGAGCCAGGAAGUUUUGAAGCGGUAAUUUUAGAUCUAGAAAAUGAACAAAAUAGUUAGUUACUUUUAGUGAAAUGUAUUAGAUCAGCAGUACAGGGAGAUGACAAACAACUUGAAUUAUCAGGUAUUUAGUUCUUUGCCUCACUUUGUUUUUGCACUCAAAAUGCAUUAACUCCUUCCCACCAUCCUAUUCAGGAGGGAGUAUCCCCGAAAUGAUGCCCUUCAACGACCACUUAAAAGUGCCAAAUGGUGUUCUGAUGAAUAGCCCCUGCUAAUUGCGCUUUCGUUUUACUCUCCACGUUCUUUGUUGAUUCAGGUGGUUAGUGGAAAUCAGGGAAGAAAUGAGUUUAGCCUUCUCUUUUUGACUAAUUUCUAGUUACCCUUCAGUGCGAAUUACGGUGGGAUGUUGAGUGAAGUCAAGUUUGAAUUCUAAAUUGGCAGCUGUUUUCUCGCAGGCUCUUGAGGAAUGAAUGGCUACUUGAGGGACUGCAGAGCCAUCUGAAAUGGGUCACCAAGUUGCAAAAAUUAGUUUAACCAGAAGUAAUGGUGUCUGUAUCUUCAUAAUAAUCCUGGCCUCUUCUGAAACGUAAGAGCUUUACAAGUGGUUCCACACCUUAAUGGUGCAAUCGAUGUAAUUUGGUGGGAAAUGCUGCUAGCAGUUGUCUUCACAGUGGCCAAUAACAGGCUUUUAAGAAAGGAAAAAUAACUUUUUCCACUGUGAACAUAAUUAUCAAAAUUUAUGCUCAGAAUUUGGAAAAAGUAGAGAACGUAAUAGUCAGGUCACUGGAACCCAGCAUUUUCCUAGAAGACCUUGUCUGGUCACUACAGCUUACAAAACUUGAUUCUUACAGUAUUUCAGCAUUAAUGUUUAAUUUUCCUUUUUUAUGUUUACAAAUCUUAGACACACUGUGCAUCAUCAAAAAUGUGUUGGUAACAGGAAUCCAGCUCCUUCUCCGAUAAGCGCACAUCUGCUCAGUGGAAGUGCUCCCAUUAAUCAAGCUUUGAGGAGUAUAUUGUGUUACAGCAGUGUUAAAUAUUGUACUGUGCAGGUACAAGUAAUCAUCAGUGCUGCUUUUCUCCCUCUCCCUGCUUCUUUAGUAUUGCAGUUGCAAUCGCUGAUAGCUCUUGGAAAAACAACUGUUAAUGUUUGUUCAAAGUUGCUUUUUUAACUGUACACUUAAAUAGACUGGUAUACUGUGAGGUGGUGAACUUUUGAUUUGAAGUAGAAUAUUUUUCAGUAACAAUUCAAAAGCAGGCUUAUGUUAGUGGUAGCUGAUUUAUUGUAUUGAAGCCAACAUACUUCGAUUCACACGGCAUCUCCUGUUUUGUACUUCCUGCACAGUAUCCAGUUUACCUGAACACUGGACUUUGAGCACUAGAACUAAUGCACAUCAACCUUGUACUGUACCAGUUUAUUGUAUUUGUAGGGUUCUAAGUGAUUGUGACCAAAAUGUUUUUGUGGAUGUGUUUUUGUUUUGGUGUUGACUGACAUUUACAAAAGCUAAAUCUGUUGUCUCAUGAUUUUCGAUUCAUAUACUGUCCUGUGUUCAGGAAGGUACAUGAUUUCUCGUUGCUGAAAGUAAAGAUUUAAAUAAAGACAAAUUUCUGUUGAUUGGUGUCUCUGUUUUUGAAUGUGAUAAUGCAAGGGAUGUCAUUCCACGCAUAGAAAAUUUAGAUAUUGCAAAUGAAAUGAUGCUGGGUUGCCAGUUACUUUUGCUGAGAAUAUACUGUGUAUUUGUGAAAUUUGUAAAAGUAUACUUUAUAUAAAAUCUGCACUGCAAAGUGCAGUUCAAAUUUGUUUCUUUUAGUGAAGUACACGAGGUGACUUACUAAAUGUUACAUUUGUAUUUAAUGUACACUUGCUUUUCAUGUCAAUUGUUAUCAGAUGCAUAGGGACUAACAGAUUUCCUCGUAUUAUUUCAGAUGUUCUGUUUUGAGUGUUCGUGGUGGCUGCUUUAAGCUUCUACACAUUGCUCUGUAAUACAUGAUUGUCCAAAAAAGGUCUUUCACUGAGUUGAUAUUGAUUUCUGUGUGCUUCCCUGGAUCCGUAGGAUACAGUCCCAGAUUACAGAACUCAGAUUUAAAUGCGUCACAAAUAGAAUUUGUUUUCUUUUUACUGUGUGAGAUCAGUUUGUUUUGUAUGUUUGAAAUGUAUGUUAUUUUUACCCAUGGAAUGUGGAUCCCAAUUCAGUUAUCUCAGCAGCAAGCUUUCCUAGGUUCAAACCAAGGUUAUUUAUUUU